GCUGCAGUCCCCGCCGCCGCCACAUUCAACAGGCAGCAGCACCGCUGUCGCGCGGCCGCGGAGAGAGAGAGAGAGAGCGAGAGAGGAGAGAGAGAGAGAGGAGAGCGCGGCCCGCGGCGUCCGCCCGUCUGCCCUUGCGUCCGCGGCGGCCCUGUCAACAGGAGCUGCCGGGCCCCGCGGCCUGCUCCGUGCCCCGUCCACGCCACGAACUCGGAGGAUCCUGGAACACCGGUGGCCCGGAGAAGUUAAGUUCGGGGCGCGCCCGUGCGCCGCGCCGCGCCGCGCCUCGCUCCGGCGUGCGCCCAGUUCUCCGCGGCCGCCCCGACCCUCGGAGCGACUCCCCGGGUCGCCAGCUCCGCGCCCCCGGUGGCCGCGACUCCCGGUACUGUCCGCCGGUGGGGGAGGGGCGGGGGGUCACCAUGGCCGAGGCGCCCCAGGCGGUGGAGACAGACCCGGACUUCGAGCCGCUGCCCCGGCAGCGCUCGUGCACCUGGCCGCUGCCCAGGCCGGAGUUUAACCAGUCCAACUCGACCACCUCCAGCCCGGCGCCGUCGGGCGGCGCGGUCGCCAACCCCGACGCCGCGGCGAGCCUGGCCCCGGCGUCCGCUGUGAGCGCCGACUUCAUGAGCAAUCUGAGCCUGCUGGAGGAGGGCGAGGACUUCGCGCGGGCGCCGGGCUGCGUGGCCGCGGCGGUCGUGGCCGGCCGGGGCCUGUGCGGGGACUUCCAGGGCCCCGAGGCGGGCUGCGUGCACCCGGCGCCUCCGCAGCCCCCGCCGAGCGGGCCGCUAUCGCAGCCCCCGCCCGUGCCCCCCGCCGCCGCCGCCGCCGCCGGCGCGGGGCCGCUCGCGGGACAGCCGCGCAAGAGCAGCUCGUCGCGCCGCAACGCGUGGGGCAACCUGUCGUACGCCGACCUCAUCACCAAGGCCAUCGAGAGCUCGGCCGAGAAGAGGCUCACCCUGUCGCAGAUCUACGAUUGGAUGGUGAAGAGCGUGCCCUACUUCAAGGAUAAGGGCGACAGCAACAGCUCGGCCGGCUGGAAGAACUCAAUCCGCCAUAAUCUGUCCCUGCAUAGCAAGUUUAUUCGAGUACAGAAUGAAGGAACUGGAAAAAGUUCUUGGUGGAUGCUCAAUCCAGAGGGAGGCAAGAGUGGGAAAUCCCCUCGGAGAAGAGCUGCAUCCAUGGACAACAACAGUAAAUUUGCUAAGAGCCGAGGACGAGCUGCCAAGAAAAAAGCAUCUCUCCAGUCUGGGCAAGAGGGUCCUGGGGACAGCCCUGGGUCUCAGUUUUCAAAGUGGCCUGCAAGCCCUGGGUCCCACAGCAACGAUGACUUUGAUAACUGGAGUACCUUUCGUCCUCGAACCAGCUCAAAUGCUAGUACCAUCAGUGGGAGACUUUCUCCCAUCAUGACAGAACAGGAUGACCUGGGGGAUGGGGAUGUGCACUCUCUGGUAUAUCCUCCUUCUGCUACCAAGAUGGCUUCCACCCUGCCCAGUCUGUCUGAAAUCAGCAAUCCGGAAAACAUGGAAAACCUUUUGGAUAAUCUCAAUCUUCUCUCAUCCCCAACAUCUUUAACUGUAUCAACCCAGUCCUCGCCUGGAAGCAUGAUGCAACAGACACCCUGUUACUCGUUUGCACCUCCAAACACCAGUCUGAAUUCACCCAGCCCAAACUAUUCAAAGUACACAUAUGGCCAAUCCAGCAUGAGCCCUUUGCCCCAGAUGCCUAUGCAGACACUUCAGGAUGGCAAAUCGAGUUAUGGAGGAUUGAACCAGUAUAACUGUGCCCCAGGACUCUUGAAAGAGUUGCUGACUUCUGACUCUCCCCCCCACAAUGACAUUAUGUCACCAGUUGAUCCUGGAGUGGCCCAAACCAACAGUCGGGUCCUGGGCCAGAAUGUAAUGAUGGGCCCUAAUUCAGUCAUGCCAGCCUAUGGCAGCCAGGCAUCUCAUAACAAAAUGAUGAACCCCAGUUCCCAUGCCCACCCUGGACAUGCACAACAAACGUCUUCAGUCAAUGGACGGGCCCUGCCCCAUGUGGUGAACACCAUGCCUCACACAUCUGCCAUGACCCGCUUGACCCCAGUGAAGACUCCUUUACAAGUGCCUCUGCCCCACCCCAUGCAGAUGAGUGCCCUGGGCAGCUACUCCUCUGUGAGCAGCUGCAAUGGCUAUGGUAGGAUGGGUGUCCUCCACCAGGAGAAGCUCCCGAGUGACUUAGACGGCAUGCUCAUUGAGCGCCUGGACUGUGACAUGGAAUCCAUCAUCCGGAAUGACCUAAUGGAUGGAGAUACCUUGGAUUUUAACUUUGAUAAUGUGUUGCCCAACCAAAGCUUUCCACACAGUGUCAAGACUACGACACAUAGCUGGGUGUCAGGCUAGGAGUUAGUGAGCAGGCUACAUUUAAAAGUACUUCAGACUGUCUGACAACAGGAACUGAGAAGCAGUCCAAAGAUGCCCUUCACCCCUCCUUUUAGUUUUCUUGAUUAAAAAAAAAAAAUCCUUCCUUUUCUCCUUUCGUCAGACUUGGCAGCAGAAGCACUUUCCUGCACAGGAUGUUUGCCCAGCGCUCACAGGUUCUGUGCUCCUGUAGAUAAGGACCGCUGUGCCAUUGGGAGUCAUUGCAAUGAAGUGCCAAACUCACCGCACCAUCUAACUGCAGAAAAGACUUUCAGAUCCUGGUGUGCUUUCAAGUUUUGUAUAUAUACAGUAGAUACAGAAUUGUACUUGUGUGUGUGUUUUUAAUAUCUACUUGGUCCAAGGAAAGUUUAUACUCUUUUGUAAUACUGUGAUGGUCUCAUGUCUUGAUAAACUUUACUUUGUACUACCUGUGUUCUGCUAAAGUGAUGAAUCAUGAGCUAAGAUCUCCAUUCUGCACUCCUGCUGAAUGACUUUGAAUCUUCUCAUCUUGCCACAGGAUUUGUAUGAAAACCAAGUAGCCUGUGAUCAAUCUGCUGAAAUAAUGGACUCAUCAAACUUUGGGGCAGAGUAAGAUUAAGUGCCAGCUUUGUACAGGUCUUUUCUAUUAUUUUUGUUGUUGUUUAUUUUGUUAUUUGCAGAUUUGUACAAACACCUUAAAAUGGUUCUAAUUUCUGGAUAAAUGACUUUUGAUGUUAAUGUUAGGACUCGAUCAUUUUUGGAAUAGAUACUGAACUGUAAUGUUUUCUUAAAACUAGAGUCUACUUUGUUACAUUGUCUGCUUGUAAAUUUGUGGAAUCUGAGGUAUUUGGGGGCAGCAUUCAUAAUGGUCAUUUUGUAUUUCUAACUGGAUUAGUACUAAUUUUAUACGUGCUUACCUGGUUUGUACACUUUGGGAUGCUACCUGAUGAUGUUUCUGACUAAUCUUAAAUCAUUGUAAUUAAAUUAGUACUUGCAUACUCAACAUUUCUGGCCGUUAGGCAGGAAACUGAUGUAUAGUUACAGACACUUUGUGUUUUGUAUGUAGAUUUAAUAUGUUUUUAUGUGUGUAUUUUAAAGAAAUUUCACCUGCUUCUAUUACCCUGUGAUUUGUGUGUCGUGCAUAGCAUCAAGUCUUCAUAUAGAUUUCCCCGUGUUGAGUUCUUACAGCUCCUCUGGGGAGACCCCUCCAGACAGAUGCCCUGUGUCACAUUGCCACAGUUUCUAUGGGGAGGCCCAGCCAAAUGAUGCCCAAUGCCAUGUUGUCACAGUUCCCAUAGCUCAGGAAAGGAGAACUUCAUCUAAAAUGUUUGUCUAACUGGGGUUUUCCUUAUAUUUUGAGCUCUUAUUUUGUCCAGGAUGAAGAUGGUUUUAUGGCUGUGUCCUGAAGAAUCUUGUCACUUUCCAGUCUCAUCAUCUGUCUCUUUGGCUCUGAACAGUGUAAAUCUAAGGAGGAAGUUUACAGAUAGGACUUAAGUGAUUUAUGGAGUGCUUUGUAUGUACAGAUAGUGGCUACCACAUAGAACCAAAUAGAACUAGUUCAAAAUUGGGACAGUAAACUUGAAAAACAACCAAGUAUAAGUGUACAUUUGUUUUGAAAUCCUUAGCUUGAAAUUUGAGAGUUUUUUUAGUCCUGAGCAGCCUAACCUGUAUCCCAAACAUUGUUUUUAUACUUUCUUGUUACCUGAAACGGACAGACCGGGAUAAUUGGUUUUGCCUCCCAUUCCGUCCAUCCGCAUUUCUGACUCCUGUUGAGUGUCUGGAGCCACCACAGUUGGAAGAAUAGGAGUACAACAGCGUCAUCUUUGGUUUGCCCUCUUGAGAAGGCCUGGUUUUCAUGUACAAGCCCAAAUUGCACUUGCUGGUUUUAGUAAGUUUCUCAUCUCUCCCGUUGUAGUGUGUGUGUGUGUGUGUACACGUACGUACGUACGUACGCACGCACGCGCGUGUUAACAAGAAUAAAACGUACCUGAUUUUCACAGUUGGCCAGCUUUGUCACAAGCUUCCUACUGUGACUUUCCCUAUUUCAAACAUGUAUGGAGCCACUGCCCCCAUGAUCAUCCCUUGUUUGGGCACUCCAAAACAGGCCUUAGUUUACAACUAAGUUCCUCCAAGCAGAGCCUCCUACAAAUGGAGUAAAACUUACUGCUGUCAAAGAACUGUGCUCUCUCUUCUUUCAUAAACCAUUUCUUCACCAUUGCAGAAAAGCCCCCUAAUCAUUCAACACAGAGGCAGCUACAGCUAUAAUUGGUGGUAGGUAGACUUGCAGAACAUCACUGAGGGACCUGAGGUGUGUCUUCCUUCUGUAAAUCUCAACAGCAACCCCCAUUUUUCUUAGCGUUAAGAUCAUAACGUGAAUCAUGGCUAGUUGCCUGGGGCACAGUGAAGUCCAGGAAACGCUUCUUGUCUGUUUUGAAAGUAAACAUCUUAUGGCCCCCGGGAGUUCUUUUUUGUGAAAAUGUUCAGUUUCUGGAGUAUCUGGUAUAUUAUUGUACAUGAUUGCUUUGUGAGAAGACUUCACCUAUGCAGCCUUGUUUGAUUUAUUUCUUCUGGUUUGUACUGUUAUUAAAAGUGCAUUGUAUUAUAGAGCUAUUCGGAUAUUUUAAAUAUAAAGAUGUAUUUGUUUCCAUAAUAUAGAUGUAUGGAAUAUAUUUAGGUGAUAUAUGACUUGGGAAGUUCUGCUUGGACAAACUGACUGAAUCUAAGUUAAUUAGCAAAUACCACAUCCUGGUGAGCAGUAAAUCCUGGAACAUAACAAUAAGAGGAUAAAGACACUUAAAAUGCAAAAGUUUUCCCAAAGGCAUACAAUUUGAACUUGUUCAACCACUGAAUAUGACGCUCCUUCCUCUCUGCCCCUCCCCCCAACUUCGAAGUUCUUAGUUUCAGCUCUUAAAAGUUACUGAUUUUAAGUGAAAUGUUUCUCUGUGGUUUCAACUGGGGAGUGAUCAUUCAGCAUAAUGUGCAUUGUGGUUUAUGCAAACAAAACAGCCUGGCAUUGUGGCCAGUGAUAGCCUUGUAAGUCCCAUCAGGAUGGAGACACGCCCUCCCACAUACUCUACCACCUGAGUUGAGUAACAGUGCAAAUUUCAUGCUCCUGUUCCAAUACUGAGAAGUGCCUGAUGAUGAUGUUGUACUUACAGAUACAAGAACAACCUUUACUAUAAUUGUAUAAAGCCAUAAAUGUACAUAAAUUACCUUUAA
Molecule: messenger RNA, 5594 nt
Organism: Psammomys obesus (fat sand rat)
Lineage: Eukaryota; Metazoa; Chordata; Mammalia; Rodentia; Muridae
Gene: Foxo1
Product: forkhead box O1
Exons: 3
Coding region: 420-2378 (652 amino acids)
Biological process (GO): regulation of transcription by RNA polymerase II; insulin receptor signaling pathway
Cellular component (GO): nucleus
Molecular function (GO): DNA-binding transcription factor activity, RNA polymerase II-specific; RNA polymerase II cis-regulatory region sequence-specific DNA binding
Source: RefSeq, a predicted model, not a curated record